Echinostoma caproni is the source of this 1341-nucleotide messenger RNA. The record is from the annotation of a GenBank genome assembly. Lineage: Eukaryota; Metazoa; Platyhelminthes; Trematoda; Plagiorchiida; Echinostomatidae.
AUGAAGACCCAAGGGACCAGUGGUAUUUCAACCAAUCCCCUUUUGAUACAAUCUGGACAACCAAUACAACAAGCCAAUGCCAUAUCGGCCAUGCAACCAGCUGGGACUGCUAUUCCACACCACAACGUUCAGGUUUGGACUUCAUCCCCUUCAGGACCCAUUGGAGUUCCGGGUCUCGUUCCUCCUAGGGGCAACGCUAAUCUGGUAACUCUUCCGCCAGGUCAAACGGUCCUUAUGACGAACCUUGUCACUACAACCAACAAUCCCACAAUGUCGAUACCAGUCUCUUCACCAAUGACAAGGCCUCAGGUGCAUGGAUCACAGAUGGUGCACACAGGUGGCACGGUUGUUCUUACUAGUACGGCUUCUACAAUUGGAGAUUCUAUAUCGUCGCAGUUGCCCACUUCCACCGUCAUUCAGGGCCCCAAUGGUCCGAUCUCCGUGGCCCUCCCGGGAGGCCUCCUUCCAAACGCUUCUGUGGGUUCCUUAACGGCAGCACCGACUGCAUUCGUAUCGACCAAUCCCGGGGCACUGAAUCCCGAUUCGACCACACAAAUACCACAGUAUAUUGAUACAUCAAGGACGGGACACUCCCAGUUUUCCACAAAUUCGGGUUUUCCAAACAUGGUUCCAAGUGGACCUCUAGUGUUAGAUCCAAAUGCUGUAGGUCUUUCCGGCACGAAUGCACAACCAAAAGUUGUGGGAAUGACCACAGUUCGGUCCCAGACGUUUGUUCCACCCGUCUCACAACAACAAGUAACACGUCCAUUUUUCCCCGCCACCGCUCCUCCAGAGAAUAAUGACUCAACACUCACAUUUGCUUCGACGGACUCCUCCCAGUCUGAUACUAACCAGACUUCCUCAAUAAUAACAGUCUCUUCCACCGAAGGAUCUAAUUUGACGCCAAAUUCUCCCGUUACGACUUCGGCCGUUUCAACUGUCGUUUCCACAGUCAAUUCUAAUUCGCCAGCCAUUUCUUCGCUAAGUUCUGCCCCAAUCCAUACAAUCCGAUCUUCGCCCGUUCCUCCUCCAGUAAGUAGUCCUUCAAAUCCUGCUAUUUCGAACCGUGACGCAUCCCCUAGUUCAUUAAACACUAGAGAAUCUUCAUCGGAACAUCAACUAGCUGUUUUCACACCAGCAUCUCUGGGGCAACUUAUGGCCGAUCUUGAUCAUCAACUACAGUUGGAUCCCGAUGCUCAAGAGGUUUUGGUGAAUCUUGCGAAUGAAUUCGUGACCUCUGUGGCGGAGAAGGCUCAAAAACUCGCAAACCAUAGAAACUCGUCUGUCAUUGAUGCUAAGGAUGUACAUUAUUGUUUGGGUGAGGAAGAUGAAGUGGAUUAG